Sphaeramia orbicularis (orbiculate cardinalfish) is the source of this 5754-nucleotide messenger RNA. RefSeq names its product histone H3 associated protein kinase (gene haspin). The record is from RefSeq and is a predicted model, not a curated record. Gene Ontology annotation, molecular function: histone H3T3 kinase activity; ATP binding. The transcript is spliced from 17 exons. The coding region runs from base 294 to 4385 and encodes 1363 amino acids. Gene Ontology annotation, biological process: protein phosphorylation; intracellular signal transduction; mitotic cell cycle. Gene Ontology annotation, cellular component: cytoplasm; nucleus. NCBI's taxonomy places the organism in Eukaryota, Metazoa, Chordata, Actinopteri, Kurtiformes, Apogonidae.
AGCAGGAUUACGCUGAGAACAGAAACAACGGACAUAGUUGAGUACGGGCGUGGAUAUAGGUUAAAAAGCCUUUCAAAAGUGGUUUAAGUUAAUUUGUUGAUUAGUUUUAAUAAACUGUAAGAGUGUCGCCACCAACAGUUUUAUCUACACAGUAAAAAAAAAAAAAAAAAAAAAAGGCUGACCGGCAUGGCUAGCUAAGUUUAGCUGUUUAGAAUGACAGAUGUUAACGUUGGUCUCAUCUACACUGUGAACUCUUCUGAAACGUUUUCUUGUAUUGGCUGUAAUUCGCAACCAUGAAACCAGCAAAACCGUUAAUUCUUAAGACCUAUGGCAGGCAGAGGACAAAGCUGCCCGGCUGGUUUCUACCGGAAAACCGAAAGCAGGCCUUUGACAGUACCACCUCUUCUGAGGGGGAUGUCUCCAUCUUUGAACCCGCAAAACCAACUAAGACAAGUAGAAGGAAUACUGUUGCCAGUCGUAAAACGGGGCGCCUCGCUAAGAAAAAAGCCAUGACAUGUUUGACAGUGAAGAGUGUAGAAGUGGAGGAGGAGGAAGAUGAUGAGAGUGUUAUCAUUCUACCUCAGGCUGUUCAACACAGCAAGACCACCAGAGCAAAGAGGACUGGUGAUGGUAGCAACAGAGCAGUAAGACUUGCUAAGAGAAAAGCCAAGUCAGCUCUAACAGAGAGUAGUGAUGAAGAGAACAUCAGCAUGCCUCCUCCUCUCCAUCCUCAGCCUGCUCAGUGGAGCAGAACAACCAGGGAAAAGACACGUAGUGUGUCUGGUGUUAAAGGAGUCCAGCCUGCCAGGAGAAGAGCCAAGUUAUGUCUGACUGACAAGAGCAGUGAUGAGAAUGUACAUCCUCAGUUUGCUCAGCAGAGCAAGGCGACCAGCAGGGGAAAUAGGUUCAUCUCUGGAGUCUUUAAAAAGCAGAAAGACCAGAAGGUCACCAGCGAGAGUGAAGAGGAUAUGAUAUCUGCUGCAAAAUGGCACAGAAGUAAAAUUCAAAGAGACACAAAUGUUCGUGUUCCUUCUGUGGGCCGAUUUGUAACCCGUCGAAGAUGUGCAAUUUCCACCAAACCCAGACUGCCAAAAACGACUGUCAGUGUAUUGAACUCUUCAGAUGAUUUCACUUCAGGGGGAGGUACUUUUGGUAGCAGUGUGGUUGUUCGUCUAUCCAGGCAAAAGGUGCAUUCCUAUCUGGUUUCAAGUCGAGAGAACUCCAUCAAUGCUCUAGGGAGUGCCAGCUUGGCCAAGGUUCCUCUGCGAGAAAUAUCUCUAAACGAGUCAACAGACCACAGCCUGGGACCAUGUUCUCGUAAACCCAUCUUUUGUUCUACACCCUCAGCAGCCUCCCUUAGGAAAAGGCCACGCCUUACACAGUUUCCCAGUAAUGAUCAGUCCUCCAACUCUCCGUCCAUAUCUGUGAGCUGCAUUGCUCCUCUUGGCACUUUCCAAGAAGAUCUGGAUUCACUGACACCGAUGUUCUCCCCACUGCAUUCUGUACAAGUAGUAGUGGCCUCUUGUAAUGAAAAGAAACAGUCAAGCCUUGGCAAACUGCAUAAAGAGUUAGGCCUGCAUCAUCAUGAAGAACCAUCUGCCGAUUUAUUCAUGGAAAUGAAGAACACAGACGAAAGAAGUAAUUGUGGUGAAGCACCCAAAAGCCAUGAGGAAGACCUACAACCUAGGAAAGGUUGGGAAUUACCACGUCAAAGUCUGCUCUCCACAGGGAGUGACAGCAGCAGUCACUUCAUGUCAACAACAGGAGGGUUAGAGUGGCUGAUAGAGCUUCUGAAGGAGAAAUGCUUGACCCAGCAUUGUACUGUGCAGCUGGAAAGAUUAGAGUUUCUCACUGUAACUCAGCUUUGCAGUCAAACAACCUUUUCAUCCUGUUUGGGAAGUUUAAGCCCAAUCUGCAGCCCACAAACAAAGCAAGAUCCACCGUCUGUUAGUUCAGGUCACACCAUUGAGCUUCUGCAGUCUUCAGAGCCAUUGGUCAUUGUCGUUAACAGUGAUAAUUUACAUUUGGGCACUUGUUCUAAGUCUCCUGUACAUGAUGUGUUGACUGACGGACAAAGCACUGACCUUUUGUUGUCAGAUGAUUGUAAGCAGUCAGCUGAAAAUAUAUCUACAAAAGAAUCCAUGGAGACAUCAGGACUUUAUGUUGAAUCCACCUGCCACACAGAUAGCAGUGCUGACUUUGUCACUGACGUGCAAUUACCUGCUGACAGCUGUUUUCCUGUACAAGCACUGUUUACUGACCCACACGCUGAAGAGGUGGCCAAAGCCGUGAAGAAGAAGUGUCUAACUAAGAAAUGCAUACUUAACCUCAAAAAACUGUCACAAGUGCAGCUUAAACGGUUCAUGCAGCACAAAGAUGCAGCUUUGACUUGUGAUAAAUCUGUUGAACCGGAGUCAGGCAAGUCUGAAAAUGACCACACACCUGUUAGGCAGUCGAAUAAUGAUAGCAGAGCAGCAUCCCAGCUACUGUCUAAUGAGGCAGAGGGUGGAGGUGAGGUAGUGGUGCUUGAAAAGGUGUUGAGGGAGAACUGUCUGAGUGACAGACUCAGUGUUGAGAUAAAGAGAAUGUCACCAAUGGAAUUAAAAGACAUUUUGCAUCUGAGAGACCCCUCAGGAAAACUACCUGCAGAUAUGUCAGACUCAGUUACCGAUGACCAGACAAGGAAUGAGAGCGACUGCACAGCUAUCACUAAUCACUGUAGCAAAAACACAUCUAAGAAAAAGGGGAACUCAACUACUUCUGAAGACAAGACUUCUUCAGAUGAAGAUCUAUCAAAAAGCUCAGAUGACACUCAACCUCGUGAAAAAAAGAAGACGUCUCUUGGGCCUAAAGAGAAGAAAAGGAGGAGUAUAUCCACAGACCGACCAGGAACGACCAGAAAGGCCUGCAUUAGCGGUCUGAGUGUGAGUCGCUGGAAAAACAAGGAUGUUUUCAGGAGCAGGACUGCACAGCGAGGAGCCACCAAGACUGUGGACUGCAGCAUCAAUGAGCUGAUCUCCACACAGCACAGGCAGCCAAGGGAACAGUUUGGAUCUACCAUGAAUUUCUCAACCCCUGUGAAAGGAAGCAAUCUGAACCUGUCUUCACUGUUGGCUGACCUCACACCCAACACACAGACAUGGAGUCGCCUCAAAGCUGCCCUUUCUGUUCAUCGUAAAGGCAUGGUAAUACGCACUCCAAGGAGUUUACAUCUGUCAGUAGCCACCUCUACCGAAAGGAUUGGGCUUGUGGAUCUCAGCCAGGACCUUUUUGCAACCCCCCGUCGAACACCACUCCCCAAACAAUUCCAGUCACAGCUGCUGAGCAACGACUCUGAGGUUGUGUGUGAGGAUGAAGAUCUGUCGGAUGCAGAGAAGGUUUAUGCUGAGUGUGGCCAGCAGGGUCCUCUGCCAUGGGAGGAGUGUAUUCUCCCACCACGUAUGAAACAGUGUGUAAAGAUCGGGGAGGGAACUUUUGGUGAAGUCUUCUCCACCACUAAUGCCUCAGGAGACAUUGUUGCACUCAAAAUUAUUCCAGUAGAAGGGAGUGAGAGGGUGAAUGGAGAGGAUCAGAAGACCUUUGGAGAGAUUCUCCAUGAGAUUAUCAUCUCAAAGGAGCUGAGCAGCCUGAAAGAUAAGCAGCAGAAUCAGACUUGUGGCUUUAUUGGCCUCAAUGAUCUCCACUGUGUUAGAGGCUGCUACCCAUCAGAUUUCCUGAAUGCUUGGGACAUUUUUGACCAACAAAAAGGCUCGGAGAAUGACAGACCAGAUUUCUUUGAAAAGGAGCAAUUGUUUAUAAUCCUGGAGUUUGAGUUUGGAGGCAGCGACCUAGAGAACAGUAACGGAACGUUGGCGUCUUUGGGAGCGGCAAAGAGCAUCCUUCAUCAGGUCACUGCUGCUUUGGCUGUCGCCGAGCAGGAGCUUCACUUUGAACACAGGGACCUCCACUGGGGUAACGUGCUGGUCAAAACAACCAAGCAGAAGAAGGCCAGCUUCCUCCUGAACGGAACAGCACACUCCCUGGAAACCAAAGGGCUGCUCAUCCGCAUUAUUGACUACUCACUCUCCAGACUAGAAAUAGAUGAUCUGACGGUGUCCUGUGACAUCUCUAAGGAUGAGGAGCUUUUCAUGGGCCAGGGGGAUUACCAGUUUGAGAUCUACAGACUGAUGAGGCAGGAGAAUGGUAAUAACUGGAGCGACUACCAUCCCCAUUCUAACGUACUGUGGCUCCACUACCUGUGCUCCAAACUGCUUUCCAUGAAGUACCGUGGAUCCGGAGGGAGGAGUGCCAAGGACAUGCGAGAGGAGCUCACUCGUUUCUAUGACAACGUCCUCCAGUACAGUUCUGCCACUGAGGCGCUGCAGAACUGCCCCAUGUUUCAAUAGACUGAGAAUCAUGCCUGUGUUCACGACUAAUGUUCAGUAUGAUGAAGGUGAAGUGUUGGUAGUGUCGUCCUCCUCUGGUCAUCAGCCUGCGUGACCUCCGAUGUGUAAAGACACCGUUAUUGAUCCCUUUGUAACACGGUGAGAACAGUAAAGGCCACUUAUUGAAAUGUACAGAGAACGGUCAUGAACGGCAAAGGAUAGUAAAACAGCCUUUGUUUAAAUGUUUCUCUCCUGUGUCUUAAAAUUUCUUGGAUCUCAUUUAUACCUGUUCUUUUGUAGCUUGUGUACGGUAAUGUUUUAAGGCCAAUCAGGUCUCCAUGUUUCACGAAUGCAGAGGAAAUAUUUGUAAUAAAAUUUGAUCACAUAUUUUAACACCAUCUGAAAGUCACACUGUUGUAGUUGAGAACAGGUACAGAACAGCAGGUGGAUAAUGGAUCAGAUAAUUGACAAACAAUUCUAGUAUGUCCUGUUGCAGCACUUUAGAGUAGACAUGAUACGAUUUGAUAAGAACAAAAUCGAUAAAUUCAAAGCAAAGUUUAAUGUUGGAAUAGUUACAUUUAUCCUACUCCUUCCUAAUUUUUUACACUAGAUCUGUUGUUGCCAAAAUUAGAGUCAGGACCCAAAAUGGGUUAUGGAACCAGUUUUAUUGGGUCACUAAAUGUUAUGAGUAAAAUAAGUAAAGGUAAGAUGAGAUUAAUGGUGACAAUAAAGACAAAAAACAAUGCAUAAGACAUAAAAGAAAAUAGGAUGAAAAUGUCAGACGCAACAUGACAAAAACUGCAAGAGGAGAAUUUCAGGGACAGUGAAUGAACAGGUUAAAGUCAGCCAUGUUCAUGUAAAAUAUUCAUUUUGUCUGUUAGUGAUGAUACUAGUUAAUGUCAAGUGAUUACAUUGCAGCAAAAGCUACUGGAGAAAAAAAUCUGAUCAUGACUACAUCAGGGGUGUUGAGUCCAAACCAUAACCUAUAAACAAUGUCAACUACAGUUGACAAGUGUUUUUAUACAUAGGUCUUUUCUUUAUCUUAUUUUUAUUAUUAUACAAAAGUCUUUUUAUGUACAUAUUGUUUAUAUUAUAGAUCUUGUUGGGACUUCGAGUACUAAAUUUCGUGCCAUCUCGUGUAAAUGUGUGCUGGUAAGACAAUAAAAAUCCUUGAAUCCUUCAUUUUACUGUAAAAAAAAAAAAAAAAAGUAAAAUUAUAGGUAAAUGUUUUAAUUCACUAACUACCCUUUCACUUACUGUCCUUGAACAGAAAUGCAAUUUUACUCCUAUUCUGCCAGUUAUGAAAUGUUUUGUGUAUUUGUAGAUCCACUCAUUUGUAAAUUGUAAUGCACAUGUGUAAAUGAUAAACUGAGGCAGAAUAUUAUUAAAU